Chelmon rostratus (copperband butterflyfish) is the source of this 2869-nucleotide messenger RNA. It is a transcript of the gene dbr1, whose product is annotated as debranching RNA lariats 1. Gene Ontology annotation, cellular component: nucleus. Gene Ontology annotation, biological process: mRNA splicing, via spliceosome. The transcript has 9 exons. NCBI's taxonomy places the organism in Eukaryota, Metazoa, Chordata, Actinopteri, Chaetodontiformes, Chaetodontidae. The record is from RefSeq and is a predicted model, not a curated record. Gene Ontology annotation, molecular function: RNA lariat debranching enzyme activity. The coding region runs from base 274 to 1986 and encodes 570 amino acids.
UUUAAGUGUGGAGGCAAGGUGGGAAAAUUCGUUCUAUCCCUCUGCGAACCAGCAACAUAAAGGAUAUUUUCAGAAAACGUUUGUAACUUUUCGGAGUAUUCGGCAUACAAACAUACUCUUCGGUUAUUCAUUCGUCGCCAUCACCAAAAUAUUAUUUCCAUAGGAGCAGGCCUCAGCAUCUCCAUGUGUGGAGGCUGACAGCCAAUUGGUGAGCACAGAAUACAAAGCAAGAGUGAUUUUCUCUGGAUAUCUGCAGCUUAUCUGUUGGUCAGCAUGAAGAUUGCAGUAGAAGGCUGUUGCCAUGGGGAGCUGGACAAGAUCUAUGAGACAAUUGCCUAUCUGGAGAAGAAGGAAGGGGUAAAAGUUGACCUGCUCCUUUGCUGUGGAGACUUCCAAGCUGUGCGAAAUGAAGGAGACAUGAAGUGCAUGGCAGUGCCAGCCAAGUACAGAAUGAUGCAGACCUUUUACAAAUACUAUUCUGGAGAGAAGAAGGCUCCAGUUCUGACCAUCUUCAUAGGAGGGAACCACGAGGCUUCAAACCACCUGCAGGAGCUGCCUUAUGGAGGCUGGGUCGCACCCAACAUUUAUUAUCUGGGUUAUGCUGGUGUUGUUCGCUACAAAGGGAUUAGAAUUGGUGGCUUAUCUGGAAUCUUCAAAUCACGUGACUACAGAAAGGGUCACCAUGAAUUCCCUCCAUACAACCCUGACACACUUCGAAGUGUAUACCACAUUCGAAAUAUUGAGGUAUUCAAAUUAAAACAGAUCCAGAUGCCCAUCGACAUUUUCAUGAGCCAUGACUGGCCUCGUGGAAUAUACUACUAUGGAAGUACAGGGGAAUUGUUGAGAAAGAAGAAAUUUCUGCGUCAAGAAAUAGAGUCCAACACUCUGGGAAGUCCUGCAGCUGAGGAGCUCCUCGCUCACCUCCAGCCCAGCUACUGGUUCUCUGCACAUCUUCAUGUGAAGUUUGCUGCCGUUAUGCAGCAUCCGCCCAAAGGCAGUGCUGCCCCACGUAUAACCAAAUUCCUGUCCCUGGAUAAAUGUCUCCCCUAUAGGGAAUUCUUACAGAUUGUGGAUGUUCCAGAGAGGCCGGGUUCAUCUGAGGGUCUUGAGUAUGAUCCAGAGUGGCUUGCUAUUCUGAAAGCUACCAACAGUCUACAAAGGACCACCCAACACUCUUGGAACCCCCCAGAGAAUAAUGGCCUGCACGAACGGUGGGACUUCAGAGCUUCAGAAGGAGCCAUGAUGCAGGUGGUGGAGGAUUUAAGCGGUGAACUUGCCAUUCCAGACAACUUUAGCCGGACUGUGCCACCCUAUGACACCAACAAGCCACAGCCACAUGCCACCCCCAGCUGUAGCACCAACCCUCAGACGACAGAGCUCUGUGCCACGUUAGGUCUCACAGACAUCUAUGCCCAGGCUGGGCAGGGACAUGCUGUGCUGGGGACAGUUCAGGACAGUACUGGAGGGGAGGAGGAGGAGGAUGAAGAUGGACAUAGUGUAGAAAGUGUGGACGAGCCCAGUGAGUACCCAAGCGACACCUCAGGAUUGUCUGGUUCAUUUAAUCCAGAUGAGAUCACAAUAGAGGACGAGUGGGAAGAAGAGGAGGGAGAGAAGGGAAAGGAGGAGGUCGAGGGCAUGUCGGGCUCAAAAGUGGCAGUAAAACGAGAUGCUGUACCUGGUGAAGUCCACACCCCCAGCCGCAUGGUUUUGCCCAAACCUAAAUCUGAUGCCUCACCCACUCUUCUGUCCCAUCUAAUGAACCCGCCACCUCCCUUCCACUCUACCCCAGCAGUAGCCUGGCGUCAGUCUGAAGCAGAAAGGGAAGGACACUCUGAGGGCGAUGACGAUGAUGCCACAGCUGUACGUAUCCUAAAACGUACCAGUGAUGAGACCGGGGAUCUUAGCAGUAGAGACACGACUCCCAGAAUCAAACGCAGGAACCAGGUCAUCUAUACAACAGCGGAGGGUGACGAGGGUGAAGAUUAGAGGUCAGGGUGAGACUUGGUAAAGGAUGAGGAUUCAGUUCAUACCAUUUGUCAGAGUGUACAGUUCCCCAUUAGUUUAUAGUGAUUUGUAAAACUUCAUUAAUUUCCGUAUUUACUGUCUGCCUUUUCUACAGCUACUGGUCUGAGCUGUGCAGAGAUAUGGCUUUGUUAAACUGCGCUAAGAGCAGACUGUACACGAUAGGAGUUCUUAGUUUCUGGAUUCAGUUUCCACAGAAAGGCAAUAAUAGCCAUAAAAAUGUUUUCUCUUUGUUCAAAUAUGAUUUUUAGAUAUUUUAAUCAAACCAAGGAAAUUUUAGAUUUGUUUUUUUUUUUUUUUGUACAUAUAAUUUCAAGUCAAGGGCAGUGAGUAAAUAGGAUGGAAAAUGAAAUUGUCCUCUUUUUUUAAAUAAAUGAAUGAAAUCAUACACCAUUGUACAGCCACUUGGAAAACUCUCAAAAUGUGGCUGUUUGUGUCUCUCUUCACUUAUCCGAGGCAGAAGACAAGUGAAAGAAAAGCAACCAGCAUUCUGCACUCAAAGCGCCAUUCACAGCUUUAUUGAACACUAUACAUAAUCAAGGUGCUGCUGAUGAAAAGUCAAGUCUUCUUUUAAUGACCUUUGUCAUCUUAAGUGCACAGAACAUUGAACCUACUUGUGAUCACGGAAGAAUGAAUAAGUGAAUGCUGUUCAAUGUUUAUAAGGAGCUGAUGAGUUCGUAGUGUUCAUGGGAGGAGAACAAAUUUUAGCUUUUAUUUGAAUACUGAUUGAUAAUGUCAUCGUUGUUCAAAUCUUAUUCUGAGACCCUUAGUUCACCAUAUUUUUUUUAUCAAAAUGCCUUAAUAUGCAUGGUUGUGAAUCUGAAAAUAAAGCAAAGAUUUUCCUGGA